CACCGCAGGCGUCGUGAGUUCCUUUUUCGCCAAGAUGUCGGUGUACGGGCCAGUGGUGAAAAUCCAUCCCGUCGUUCUCGCUUCGAUCUGCGACUCGUACGAGCGAAGGAAUGAGGGAGCGAGCCGGGUCAUCGGAACCCUUCUGGGUACCAUUGACAAGCACUCCAUAGAGGUGACCAACUGCUUCUCCGUCCCCCACAACGAGUCUGAGGAUGAGGUGGCUGUGGACAUGGAGUUUGCCAAGAACAUGUACGAGCUUCACAAGAGGGUGUCGCCCACAGAGGUCAUCAUCGGAUGGUACGCCACGGGCUUUGAUAUCACCGAGCACUCCGUGCUCAUCCACGAGUACUACAGCCGAGAGGCCACCAACCCCAUCCACCUGACCGUGGACAGCGCGCUGCAGAGCGGCAAGAUGAGCAUCCGCGCCUACGUCAGUGCCCAGAUGGGUGUGCCAGGAAAGACGGUCGGUGUCAUGUUCACCCCACUCACUAUCAAGUACAUCUACUACGACACUGAGAGGAUAGGCGUGGAUCUUCUCCAGAGAACUCGUCUGACGCCCAGCCGUACCAAGGGGCUGACCUCAGACCUGUCCCAGGUGGGGUGCGCUGCGUCGCGGAUACAGGACAUGCUGACCACGGUGCUGGCGUACAUCGAGGAUGUGCUGUCCGGCAAGGCGACGGCAGACAACAGCGUUGGCCGGUUCCUCAUGGACCUGGUCAACAAGGUGCCGACCAUCUCUGCAGAGGACUUUGAGAACAUGCUCAACUCCAACAUCAACGACCUGCUGAUGGUGACCUACCUGUCUAACCUGACCCAAGCACAGAUCGCUCUGAAUGAGAAGCUGGUGCUGCUCUGAGGAAACAUCUUUCGAGUCCUAUUUAAGUUUUGAUUCGUACUUUUUCUUUCAGCUGAGAUGAAUAAAGGUGUUCCACAGUCA
Fundulus heteroclitus (mummichog) is the source of this 937-nucleotide messenger RNA. Its product is annotated as eukaryotic translation initiation factor 3, subunit F. The transcript is spliced from 8 exons. Lineage: Eukaryota; Metazoa; Chordata; Actinopteri; Cyprinodontiformes; Fundulidae. The record is from RefSeq and is a predicted model, not a curated record. Gene Ontology annotation, cellular component: eukaryotic translation initiation factor 3 complex, eIF3m. Gene Ontology annotation, biological process: translational initiation. Bases 35 to 856 code for a protein of 273 amino acids. Gene Ontology annotation, molecular function: metallopeptidase activity; translation initiation factor binding; translation initiation factor activity.